AUGUCUGGUCACUUGCUUAAUUAUCUGCAGGUGGAAGACGAAGGUCCACAUGGCAACGACGAGAUCCGCAGUUUCCUGCUGACCCAGCUGAGCUACCAGAACGUCACGGAUGUCUUCUGCUGCGUCUGCGUAGCCAAUCUACAUGUCUACGAUAAGUACCCGCUGAUCGACGGGACCUUCUUCCUCUCUCCGUUUAGGUACUCCGUGGAGAAUAGGCUGAUGACGUCAUCGUCGUCGCCUCCACGUUCCUCCUCGCUUGUCGAUCACGUGACCCCUAUCGUCGAGAAAGACUCCAAGAAGUUCUUCCUCAAUGCCAUAUGCGUCGAUUGUCUCAGCAGACAGCAGCAACAAUACCUACUUCAGUGCUGCUACUGCAAUCGACCCUGGCAAGGAUCCAACCUCAUCAUCGGCUCCAUGUACUCUUACGACAUUUUCGCGGCACAGCCCUGCUGUCAAGCAAGACUCCUUUGCAACAACAACAACAACAAUAAUAAUAAUAACAAUAAGAAUAACAACAAUAAUAAUAGUGUUAAUGUUAGAUUUUUCAGUGACUACAGCCAAUCGCUGGCCUGCCCUCACUGUGGCGUGGUCGACAGCCACUUCGUGAAGCCCCUGUCGCAGACGUUCCUCUGUGCUGUCGUCGUCUCUAAGUGA
Molecule: messenger RNA, 654 nt
Organism: Helobdella robusta
Lineage: Eukaryota; Metazoa; Annelida; Clitellata; Rhynchobdellida; Glossiphoniidae
Exons: 3
Coding region: 1-654 (217 amino acids)
Source: RefSeq, a predicted model, not a curated record